GUUCAACCUUGCGUGUUGACUAUGCCACCUCAGAGUCCAGAAAUGUCUCAUCUACCACGUAGAGAUUACUCAGGGAACAACCCGUCUUCCUCGCCAAACCUUUCAUACUCAGGGUCUCCUCAUAUACAGAGAGAUUCGCCGCAUGUCCGAAGUAUCAGAAAUUCGCCCCAACCCAAUUCUCCUCUUGCAUGGAACUCCUCCCAGCCUGGUUCCCCGUUCUCACGGAACCCUUCUGCACCUAGUUCCCCCCUCGCAUGGAACCCUGCUCCUCCGGCUUCUCUGUUGGCACGGAACCAAGCUCCGGGUUCUCCAAUGACUAGGAACUCUCCGGUCCCACAAACUUUGAGUUUGGGACACAACAGUCCCCAGGUUCAGCUCCGACGAGCUCCGGAUUCUCCUCAGCUGAAGAACGGAUCUGCUCAGAGUUCUCCGUCCUUGAAAAGUGCAAACGGACAGAACGGAGCAACAAGCGGGAACAAGAUUAAAUGUGUAUUUAUCGGGGACGGUGCUGUAGGGAAAACAUCCCUUAUUAUUUCUUACACAACUAAUGGGUACCCGAACGAAUAUGUUCCAACUGCGAUAGAUACCUAUCAUGCUGUUGUUCAUGUAGAUGGACAACCUCUUACACUAGAGCUCUGUGAUACACCAGGCCAGGAUGAUUUUGACACGCUAAGACCUUUGGUUUAUCCUAACACAGAUGUAUUUCUUCUUUGCUUCAGUGUAGCCCUACCCUCUUCAUUUCAUAAUGUCAGAGAGAAGUGGAUCCCUGAGGUGCGUGCCAGCUGUGGUAAGGUUCCUGUUGUCCUGGUUGGAACUCAAUCUGAUCUCCGGGAGGACGCUAAAACCUUGGUUCAGCUCCGACAAACAAAAGAGCACCCGGUCCAGGAACACGAGGCUAGGAAACUAGCACAAUCUCUAGGUUGUGAGAUGUAUGUCGAGUGCAGUUCCUUGACUCAGCGUAAUCUUAAGGAUGUAUUUGACAGUGCUAUAGUUGCUGGUAUAUCAAGUAGAAAGAGUAGAGAGAAGAAGAAAAAUAAGAAGAAGAAGCAUUGUGUCAUCCUUUAAACACAGUUAAUGCCAGUUUCAAAUUUAAGUACUGUUUGUUGGUCUCAAGCUUCAUUCUCCGAUUUGAAGUGACGAUUUUCGGUUUUAACACCGGGGUUUCUGACUAAUACUUAACUAAAGUAGAUAAUUCAUUAGACAUCUUGGAUUAUAAACUUGUCCUUCUAAUCAAACUUAACAAAGAAUCCAAAAAUACCGUUUACUCAGAUGCUAUUAAUUAGUUGAGUCUGUUUCAUGGAAAACUUACAGAUUUUAAUUUGAAAAACGUAAUAUUGACUGAACUUCAAUUGCCAGAAUCAAUAAGAUUAAAGAUAGGCUUUCAAUUGAUCAGUAUAAAAUGAUCGUUUCUAAUGAAACGAUCGCGUAGAUAUCCUCACUCCCCAGAGCUGCUAUUCAUCUUUUAUUUCAAUAAACUGUAAUCCAGAUGCAAACUAAGGGAUAUACUAGGAACUUCCAUAGUUUUGUUUACUAAUUCAGUGUACUGCAGUUUCUGGGAGAAAUGCAAACAACCCCUCAGAUUGGGCUUUCCAGGGGUUUAGAUUUUUCAGAAUUAAGGGGGGGGUGAAAAAUUAAAAAUCAAAAAGCAAGUUUUUUAUUCUUUUUGACACUUUUUACCCACAAAUUUAUUUAUUUACCCCUUAAAAUCAGUUAUUUACACCUGAAAAUCAGUUAUUUACCCCUGAAAAUCAGUUAUUUCCCCUGUAAAUCAGUUAUUUCCCCUGAAAAUCAGUUAUUUCCCCUGAAAAUCAGUUAUUUCCCUUGAAAAUCAGUUAUUUCCCUUGAAAAUCAGUUAUUUCCCUUGAAAAUCAGUUAUUUCCCUUGAAAAUCAGUUAUUUCCCCCUGAAAAUCAGUUAUUUACCACAAUUCAGCGGGAAAACACCUUUAGCAUUUUUAGACGCCCUGCGCAAACAUGUUUAACUUAUGGGGAGAUGAUUUUUCGAGAAAAUAUACACCCCUGAGGCUUUGUUUAUACUCCUCCAAUAAUUACAGUACACUAUUGUUAAAACACAAAGAUAUGAGAGUUCCAUGCAUAUUGUUCUUAGAUACAUAUUUGUUCUAGAUGUUCACUGUUCAGAAUUAAUAAUAUAUAAUCCAUAAAUCAAUUUACAUAUUUACAAUAUUUACCUAAACUAAUUAAUUGUACAAUAGAAUAUUUUUAAACCUAACAUUCCAACCUUGUUUAUCCAUCCUUGAUCAUGUAUUAAAGUGCACAGUAGAGGGGUAUAUAUUUUCUAGAAUAAUCCACCCUCACCAGGGGGAUUAAUGUUUUUUUGAUGCUGGGGGGGGGGUUAAUGUAAAAUGAUAAUCCAUCUUGCAAAUUCAAGUCUUUUAACCUUUUUAAACAAGCCCCCCCCCCCCCCGAAAAAAAAUCAUCCAUUACCUUUAAAUGUCAGGAAUAAAAGCUGUACUUUUUUGCCCAAAAUUGUAACACUUUUUUGUCAAGGAAUGGGGAUGUAUUUAAAGAAAAUGUAUACCCCCUCAUGUACAUUGCCCAACCCCCAGGCACAAUAAUUCUGUUGGAUUUAUCAAAUAUAUCAAGUUAAAAAGCUGAA
Molecule: messenger RNA, 2615 nt
Organism: Eurytemora carolleeae
Lineage: Eukaryota; Metazoa; Arthropoda; Copepoda; Calanoida; Temoridae
Product: cell division control protein 42 homolog
Exons: 9
Coding region: 22-1065 (347 amino acids)
Biological process (GO): small GTPase-mediated signal transduction
Molecular function (GO): GTP binding; GTPase activity
Source: RefSeq, a predicted model, not a curated record